Molecule: messenger RNA, 1100 nt
Organism: Phialemonium atrogriseum
Lineage: Eukaryota; Fungi; Ascomycota; Sordariomycetes; Cephalothecales; Cephalothecaceae
Product: PQ loop repeat protein
Exons: 4
Coding region: 273-1100 (275 amino acids)
Cellular component (GO): membrane
Source: RefSeq, a predicted model, not a curated record
CGCCAGUGUGCAGCACAACCUUGCCGCCAUACUUCUCCUUGGUAGCUCUGGUAAGCACUUGAAACAUGCCAUCUAUAAACUCGUCAAUCGUAAUUAGUGGGAGCUUCCUUUAUCCCGAAACUUCGCCUCCAUGUUCAUCGGUGCGUCUAAAAUCACGUGAAUAUCACGCGUCCGUAGCCUCAAGCUUCCACCACAGGUCCACCUGGGAGACUCGCUCCAUUUAAGCUUUGCUGCUUCGGGGGCGUCCUUUAUGUCGGCGUCCAUCUGCUAAGAUGGACUUUCCCGCGGCGGCCAACGCCCUGGGAACCCUUGGAGCAGUCUGUUGGUCGGUGCAGCUUAUCCCCCAAAUCGUGGUGAACUACCGUCGACAUUAUACCACUGGCCUCCAGCCGUCGAUGAUGAUGCUCUGGGCCUGGGCUGGCGUACCCCUCGGCGUGUACAACAUCGUCGAGGAGUUCAAUGUUGCGCUGCGCAUACAGCCUCAGAUCCUCACAUUCCUCAGCUUAGUGACCUGGAUACAAUGCUAUUACUGCCAGAGAAAAUGGACUGUCGUGCGGUCUCUGCUCGUUGUUGUACCAAUUGCUGUCGCUAUGGCGAGUAUUUCAGGCGGCACUGAUCCGGUCCUGUUGGCGGCCGGCGUGCUCCGACAUUACUGGGAUAUCUCGAUGCAUCGAACCGUGCGGGGAAUCUCCUUUAUCUUUGUGGGUAUCGACGCCGCCGGUGACCUAUUCUCUCUGCUGUCGGUCUUCUUCCAGCCGAGACUGGACAUCCUUGGUAUGGUCAUAUACGGGCCAGAGCUCGUAUUGUGGCUGGGGGUGUUCGCUUGCGGCGGGUACUAUAACCUUCUUCCCUGGAUCCGGGAGAAAUGGUUUGCGGACCAGGACCAGGCUCGACAUAGUCGAUCUCCAGACCUAGACAUCGUGUCAUCUACUCAUGCUGGUUCGGCAUCAGGACACAUUGUUCUGCAUGACAUGCCUUCCUCAACCUCUGUUUUUAGCACAGCCUCUAGGGGGUCUGCCGGUCUGAGACCCAGAGCCGUGGCCUCACUGCGAAGAAGCAGUGAUGAACAGCGCGAGACGAGUGUUCACACAACGCCAUAA